UUUUUAAGGUUUUCUAGAUGCCUUCUUGAGCCUGCUUGUGGCCACCCACAGAUACUUGUAAGGAGGAAAGAAGUCAGCUUGCCAGAGACACUGUGAAAUAAGGGAUUAGAGGCUCGGAUCCAAGAAGCAAGAGCAGCAGCCAAACGACAAGAAAACAGGCUCCGAAGAUACUUCUACUGAGAGGUCUGCCAUGGCCUCCCUUGGCGUCCAACUGGUGGGCUACAUCCUAGGCCUUUUGGGGCUGUUAGGCACAUCCAUUGCCAUGCUGCUUCCCAACUGGCGAACGAGUUCCUAUGUUGGUGCCAGCAUUGUGACGGCAGUUGGCUUUUCCAAGGGCCUCUGGAUGGAGUGUGCGACACAUAGCACAGGCAUCACCCAGUGCGAUAUCUACAGUACCCUUUUAGGACUUCCUGCUGACAUCCAGGCUGCCCAGGCUAUGAUGGUGACGUCCAGUGCAAUGUCCUCGCUGGCUUGCAUUAUCUCUGUGGUGGGCAUGAGAUGCACCGUGUUCUGCCAGGAAUCUCGAGCUAAGGACAGAGUGGCUGUAGUGGGUGGAGUCUUUUUCAUCCUUGGUGGCAUCCUGGGCUUUAUCCCAGUUGCUUGGAAUCUUCAUGGCAUCCUUCGGGACUUCUACUCGCCGCUGGUUCCUGACAGCAUGAAAUUUGAGAUUGGAGAGGCUCUGUACUUGGGCAUCAUCUCAGCCCUGUUUUCUUUGGUAGCCGGAGUCAUCCUCUGCUUUUCCUGCUCGCCCCAGGGCAAUCGUACCAACUACUAUGAUGGCUACCAGGCCCAGCCUCUUGCCACUAGGAGCUCUCCAAGAUCUGCUCAACAGCCCAAAGCCAAGAGUGAGUUCAACUCAUACAGCCUGACUGGGAAUGGAAGCACUGCUACAGGAAAGCACAAGAAGCCAAGGGAAAGCACAUGGCUGCUGCCCUCUGACUCCACAGAGGAAUUGCCCAGAAGCCGAGGUGAACAAGGACCACUGAAAGCUCUGCCUCCCACUGGGGUGUCUGACCCAGCUUCCUGCUGAACCACAAGACUUGGAGCCCUAGACAAGGGUUUCCUUAAGGACAAUAAACCAGUUUUUCUAGAACUGCCCUUUGACAUGCGAGCUACAGAAGCCUAAAAAAAAAUACUACCCUCUAGCCCUGACUGGGAAAGAAUAAGGACUUGGGUAUCAAAGAACCGGACAGAGAUGUGUGGUAGCUGUUAUGUGUGUUCCUACUGUUUCAGAGAGGCAGCCCUACCAGAUACUUUAGACAUGAUGGAAAGCCAACCCAUCAGGGUCUAUAUCUCAGCACUACAGAGCCUCUGAAAGACCACAGCACCAGAGAGGUCCUUUGUCACUUUUCACACUUGAGUCAUCGCCCAUCAGAAGAUAUUCUCACAGGUAUGCAAAGUCUCCAGUGUGGAACAUCUAUGACCAAGGUGGUGUGUUCGUGACCUGAGCGAUUGCUGAACUUCUGCCUGGGAUCGUGCUUGAGGUGGGAGAACGGAGACUGGUUCCCUGUCCAACAGUUUUAUCUCCACGGUCUUAAAAUGCUCCAUUUCCUCUGUGGUAGAUGGGGGCCAUAAACCAGAGACAUUUCCCCACCACCACCAGCUUAAUAUCACCAGCUUCAAAAGAUCCCCAGCGCACCUCAUCAAAACUUCAGCACCGGCAAGAGAGGCCCAUAUGUGAGGUUUCCCUUAACAUGCCUUUCCUAUUCCCACCAUAUUACUUGUGUUCAAGCUGAUAUGCUGACCUGGAAGCCAUUUCCUCUUAAUUAAGUCAUUCCCAUGCUUGGAGAACUUGCUCAGUGUCACCCCUUUCAUUGAGCCUUCUCUGACCACUCCUUCCUGUUCUUUCCUUUCCCUCCUCCAACUCCCAAUAUAUAAAUUGCCUAAUUUUGAUUGAUAGUUUAUAGUUCUUGUAUGUGCAUUUGUGUGUGACUCUAUCCGUCUGUCUGUGUGAUCUCAAAAGUUCACUGUAAGUACUUGGAGGGCAAUUGCUAUAUCUUAGACCUGUCCAUAUGUAUACCCAAGACUGUAGCAGUGCUGGGCACACACGAGGUGAUCAAUAAACGGAUGUUGAUUGAGUAA
Molecule: messenger RNA, 2082 nt
Organism: Mus caroli (Ryukyu mouse)
Lineage: Eukaryota; Metazoa; Chordata; Mammalia; Rodentia; Muridae
Gene: Cldn2
Product: claudin 2
Cellular component (GO): membrane; bicellular tight junction
Molecular function (GO): structural molecule activity
Source: RefSeq, a predicted model, not a curated record